Messenger RNA from Heterobasidion irregulare TC 32-1, 852 nucleotides. RefSeq lists its product as uncharacterized. The record is from RefSeq and is a predicted model, not a curated record. The coding region runs from base 1 to 852 and encodes 283 amino acids. NCBI's taxonomy places the organism in Eukaryota, Fungi, Basidiomycota, Agaricomycetes, Russulales, Bondarzewiaceae. The transcript has 3 exons.
AUGGUUGAUGACCCUCAGUCUCUCCUCUCAUCGCCCCAUCGCCGCAUCAUGAUCUCAGGUCCCUCUCUUCCCGCUGAUUCAAAGGACUCCAUACCUCCGCUUCCUACCAAUUCAGAGGAAUCACAGGCUCAUUCGAUUCCUGCCAAUUCAAGCUUACGUCCUUCUCUCAAACGGGAUCGGGUUUUCUAUCUCGAGACUGUGGUUUUUCAAGUCGAGAAUAUCCUCUUUAGAGUUCCUAAAUGCAUGCUCCCGGACGAUGAGGGAGCCUUCGCUGAUAUGUUUCUGGUACCUCAAGGAGGAAAGGAGAAGGAAGGGUUGAGUGACGAUAAUCCCAUAGUCCUCCCCAGUCAGGUCACCAUAUUUGGCUUUAGGUGCUUUCUGAAAGUCACUUACCCUCAGCUACCAGGCGGAUCUGAAGUUUUGAGUACAGACGAGUGGAUGGCCGUGCUCGAACUGGCUGAUAUGUGGCAGGUGCCAAAGAUGCGGAUGAAGGCGAUUAAUGCUAUGGAAAAGAAUGUUCAGAACUCCGGUGCAGUGGAAAUGAUCCUCCUGGCCAGGAAGUACCGUAUUUCCAGUUGGUUGAUCAAGGGGUAUGGUAUGCUGGCACGACGUCCAGACCCAAUCACAUCGGACGAGAGGGAACGUCUGAGCCUAGACACCUUUAUGCGGCUAGUUGGAGUGCGUGAGAAGGGCUGGAAGUAUGCGGUAUAUGGGACUGGUGAUCGAAACUCUUCUCGCUCUUACUCUGCAUCAAGUCAGCAUGCCGAGUUCAACUUCGAUAGCGAGGUCCGGGCGGUCUUCAAAGAUGAGUUGAUGAAGGACGAAGAGUAUCGUAUCGCCCAUAGGAAUUAA